Leptosomus discolor (cuckoo roller) is the source of this 1719-nucleotide messenger RNA. NCBI's taxonomy places the organism in Eukaryota, Metazoa, Chordata, Aves, Leptosomiformes, Leptosomidae. The record is from RefSeq and is a predicted model, not a curated record.
AUGAGUCGAGGGGCUGUUUUGGGUCUGCUUCAGCCACGCCGCUGCCGCGCUGCGGUGAGGGAGCUGCUGUGUGUGGAGGGAAAGGGUGAAGCAGAGCUGGAGAACCUGGGAGGACAGCUUAAUGACGGUGGCAAGGCAGCUCAAGCACAUGUGGGGAUAGGCGAUGUGGUUCUCACCAUUGAUGGGAUAAGCACGGACGGGAUGACUCAUCUAGAAGCACAAAACAAGAUCAAGGCGUGUACAGGCAAUUUGAACAUGACUCUGCAAAGAGUGGCUUCUGUAACAAAACCCGAUCUUAUUCAUGUACCAAAGGGAGAACCUACAGAAGUAGUUAAGCCUGUGCCCAUUACCUCUGCUGUUGCACCCAAAGUCACUGCCACGGCGAGCGUGGCUUACAAUAAGACACCGAGGCCGUUUGGAGCCGUAACCUCCUCCAAAGUCACCUCCAUCCCAUCACCGUCCUCCGCCUUCACCCCGGCCCAGGCAGUAGCUCCGUCCCCGGCAGCUGCCACCCCGUUUGCUGCACCCGGACUGCAUGUUAACGCCAAGCCUAAUGCUGAGCAGCGGCCGCCUGUGCCGAGCGCUGCUAAACCUGCAGUUAAUGUCCCACGGCAGCCCGCCACGCACAAUGCCGCCCCGAGCGCCUCUGCCGGCGACGGCGCCCAGGAUGUAGCCGAGGGGCCACGACGAGGAUUCAGAGAGAACCAGGGGGAAAGUAAACAGCAAAAUGGCCCCCCGCGGAAGCACAUUGUGGAUACUUAUACGGAAUUUUACCACACACCCACCCACAGUGAUGCCAGUAAGAAGCGACUGAUUGAAGACACCGAAGACUGGCACCCUCGGACAGGCACCACCCAGUCCCGCUCUUUCCGCAUCCUUGCCCAAAUCACUGGCACUGAUCAUAUGAAAGCAUCAGAGCAUGAAGCUGCAAAGAAGACUAAUGAUUCCCUGGAGGCUACCCAGCCCUCUGCUUUUAUGGCCACCUCGGCAAGGAGCGUGCCUGCAUGCCAAGAAGAUGUGGACCCAAGACCUGCCCCCACCAGCACCACGCCUGCUGCAGCCCUCAAGCCGAUGGGACCCCCGGGUGCUGCCAAGUACUCGGGCUGGCAGGCUGCAAACCAAGCAGCUCCUGCCAGUGGGUGGACAUCAAACAGUAUUAAAGCACCUGGAGCAACUGCCCCGAGUGAAAAAUUUGCAACAGCACCUCAGCUAAAUGAGCAAGACACGUUGGUUCAGAGGGCAGAGCAUAUUCCAGCAGGAAAACGUACUCCCAUGUGUGCGUACUGUAAUCAAGUCAUCAGAGGACCUUUCUUGGUGGCUUUGGGGAAGUCAUGGCAUCCAGAGGAGUUUAACUGUGCUCAUUGCAAAACCUCCAUGGCUUACAUUGGAUUUGUGGAAGAGAAAGGGGCGCUGUUUUGCGAGGGCUGCUAUGAGAAGUUCUUUGCCCCUGAGUGUUCAAAGUGCCAGAGGAAGAUCCUUGGGGAAGUAAUAAAUGCUUUGAAACAAACUUGGCACGCUUCCUGCUUCGUGUGUGUGGCCUGUCAUAACCCCAUCCACAAUAACGUCUUCCACUUAGAAGAUGGCGAUCCCUACUGUGAGACGGAUUACUAUGCCCUCUUCGGUACUAUGUGCCAUGGCUGUGAAUUCCCCAUUGAAGCUGGAGACAGGUUUCUUGAAGCUCUGGGCCACACUUGGCAUGACACUUGCUUUGUAUGCUCA